UUUCUCUUGCUCCGCCUCCCCUCGUUCACCAGAAUAAAGAAAACCAGGAGAGUAAAAGGCAUCAGUGCAGCUACAGUACACUCUCCAGUCUCCAUCAGUUAAUCUGGUCCACAUAAAACCCCGAUACAACCGUCGAAAUGGGAGUUAAAAUCCAUGUCAUCUACUGUGGUGGAUGAGGGUACAGGCCCAAGUUCACCAAGCUCAAGACGUUGCUUGAGGAUGAAUUUCCAGGCGACCUUGACGUUUCUAGUGAGAGCACACCCACAACAACUGGGUGGUUUGAGGUGGAGGUGAACGGCAUGCUCGUCCACUCAAAGAAGAAUGGGGAUGGCUUUGUGGACAGCGAUGUGAAAAUGGCUAAAAUCGUAAGGGCUAUAGAGGGGGCCCUGGGCAAGUGAGCCUGCCCUGACGUUGGAGUUUGUUAGUCUCUGUCUGUUAACCUCCCUGGCAGUGCAACAAUGAUGGUGACUUCCGAAGUGUCCUUGGCACGGACGUUACUUGAUGCCUACCGCAUUUCCAUGGAGGAGGCUCUCGGAGUAGACAAACUCCAGAUGUAAAAGGGUUUUACGUAAUACUUAAGAUAAAGAUGCAGCAAAAUUUGUUUACCUUUGUUUCUAAAAUGUUUUUUGCGUAACUUUUUUGAAAUGCACAAUAUGCAACAGUAAAAUUUGGGUUGUACUGGAUGAAUUAAUAAAAGGAAAUACUGAGAGGAAAUCA
This is a messenger RNA of Trichomycterus rosablanca, 717 nucleotides long. It is a transcript of the gene selenow1, whose product is annotated as selenoprotein W, 1. Gene Ontology annotation, biological process: response to selenium ion. The record is from RefSeq and is a predicted model, not a curated record. The transcript has 6 exons. Lineage: Eukaryota; Metazoa; Chordata; Actinopteri; Siluriformes; Trichomycteridae.